Linderina pennispora is the source of this 2497-nucleotide messenger RNA. RefSeq lists its product as uncharacterized. The coding region runs from base 121 to 2376 and encodes 751 amino acids. Lineage: Eukaryota; Fungi; Kickxellomycota; Kickxellomycetes; Kickxellales; Kickxellaceae. The transcript has 5 exons. Gene Ontology annotation, molecular function: GTP binding; GTPase activity. The record is from RefSeq and is a predicted model, not a curated record. Gene Ontology annotation, cellular component: mitochondrial outer membrane. Gene Ontology annotation, biological process: mitochondrial fusion.
CUCCGCUGUUGGCAGUUCUCUGAAAUUGUCUUUGUAAUUAUUUUUCUUCCAAACCAAAAAAGCGGUCUCCAAUUUAACUACCUUGCUUCCGCACAGCCUAUAUUAUCAGAAAUUCACAGCAUGGCUUCUAUGAGCGCCCAGGAGCAGGACUACCAGCAGCGUGUGUUUGCUGACAAGUGCCGGCGCCUGCACUCGCAUUUACUGGGCACUAAGAAUCUGCUCGACAGCAUUCGUGACUACAACAGGACAAAGUGGCCAGUGCACUACCCCCUGGCCAAGAUAGCACGGGCAGCCGAGGCUCAGAGCGGCAUGGGCAUGCCCUCCGGUCUGCGUCGCUCCAACUCCAUCAGCCACUCAAUGUCGACCGACUCUGGCUUGGCGCCUUCACCGAUGCGCCGCGCCAUGACCACUGAGGACUCGAGCGCGUUCAGCAGCCGGAUGACCAGCAGCGACGAUGAUUUGCAGCCAGAGCGCCUUCUGGACCCUAACGACCUCAGUGUUUUGCGGCUGGACCUGCGUCUUUCGUACCACGCCGACUCGGAUGUGAUGGGCUCGCUGGAGGAAUCGAGCAUUUCGCGGUUAUUCGACGAGCGCCUGUCGCAGUGCGAGGUGCAUAUCGAUAAGCUGAUUGCCCGUGUCACCGACAAGUCGUCGAAGAUUCUGGUCACGGGUGACCUAAAUGCAGGAAAGAGCACACUGGUCAAUGCGCUUCUGCGUCGCGAGAUCCUGCCGUUCGACCAGCAGCCGUGCACGAUGUUGUUCUGCGAGGUCGUUGAUGCGUCACAGAAUGGGGGCUGCGAGGAGAUCCAUGCAGUGCCUGAUAUUGCCAAGUACGACCACGCGGACCCAUCGACGUACGUUACCGUAAGCAUGGGCGAUCUCGAGGAUAUCGUUAUGGAUAACGAGGAGCAAUACCAGCAGCUGAAAAUCUAUUCGCAGGACAAGCGCAGUGACAAGGAGAGUUUGUUGCACAACGGCGUUGUGGACGUGUCGCUGAUUGACUCCCCGGGACUCAACCGCGAUUCGCUCAAGACAACGCAGUUGUUUGCGCGCCAAGAGGAGAUCGAUGUGGUUGUGUUUGUGGUCAAUGCGGAGAACCACUUUACGCUGUCGGGCCAAGACUUUCUGCUGAACGCGGGCAACGAGAAGGCCCACAUCUUUAUUGUUGUCAACCGCUUUGAUGCCAUCCGCCGCAAGGACCGCUGCGAGCGCAUGAUCCUGGACCAGAUCAAGGAUCUGUCGCCGCUGACAUACGAGGAGCGCCAGGACCUGGUGCAUUUUCCUGCCGAGGCUAGCGGCAGUGCCCAGCUGCCCGAGCCGUUUGCGCGCAUGGAAGAGAGCCUGCGCUCGUUCACACUUGAGCAGCGCUUCAAGUCAAAGCUGGCCCCUGCCCAGCGCUAUGCCAUGAACGUCCUCUACGACGUGCAGUAUCUGGCAGCCGAGAACGUGGCCUCUGCCACCAAGCGCAUCCAGGAGAUCAACGCCAUUCUGCGCGAGAGCAUGCCCAAGUACGAGACUCUUCUGACUGAGCGCACCGAGAACUCGCGCAUGUCCGAGUCAAUCCUGGACGACAGCUGCAAGGAGGUGCGUGAGCACACCACCACGCAUCUCACUAACACCGCCACGCAUCUGGAGGAUUAUGCCGAGGAUGUGCUGCUGGCCAUCGUGCACCAUCUCGAGCAUGAGGUCAAGGAGCUCGUCAACGACCUGGCCCAGAUCGAGCAGCACCGCCGUGCUCUGGAGCCCCUGGCGCCGUCCGACAGCAGCAGCGGCGCGCUGGCUUUGCCGUCUGGUGGCAGCGACGGGCUGUGGGACGACGGCAUGGCCUCAAGCAUCACCGCCAGCCAGCUGGCUUCAAUCGGCAGCAUCUCCAAUGCCCUGGACACGGUGCAGCUGGAGCUGGGCGACUUUGUCGACCUGGACCUGAGCCACAACUGGGGCACUCUGACCUCGCUGUCGGCUUCGGCGUCAAUGGCUCUCUUCGCCAGCCGGUCGAUGGCCAGUAACCUGCUGACGCUAAUGCGGUUGUCAUCGUCCAUUGGCCCGACGACUGCGCGUCGCCUCAUGGUGUCCGCGGCCAUGCUGGUGGGCGUCAGCUCUGUCUUUUACAUGGUGUCCGACAUGGACGCGACAGUCCGGCGCAAGCUCUCUGCACGCCGCCUGUACACCGAGGCGUCGCGGGCGAUCCGGCCGUUUGUGUGGCAGCUGCAGCACAACUUUGAGCGCAUGGUGGAGGCCGAGGAGAGGCGCCGGGCAGACCAUCUGCGCAAGCGCCAUGUGGCCCAGGACUCGCAGAUUUACUUUGACGAGCUGCGCAACAAGGCCCAGGACCUGGCGAAUGCGGUCAGGGCCGUCAGCGCCGAUGUGUGUAUCUAAGGGGCAGUGGGGCUUCUUUCCUUUUCCUUUAAUAUCUUCUCCAUAUCUGCUUCCUUCUUAGUCUUUAAAUGUUGUCCAUUUUUGUUUAGCUUCCAUUUCAACAGCUCCAUUUCAACAGCUC